UGCUGAGGCGUAAGUACAUCUCCGUGUUUCAGAUGCCCGGCGGUGGUGUUACGGUAAAAGACGUCAACCAGCAGGAGUUUGUCCGUGCGCUGGCAGCCUUCCUGAAAAAGUCAGGGAAACUGAAGGUGCCAGACUGGGUGGACAUUGUUAAGCUGGCUAAGCACAAGGAGCUGGCCCCAUGUGAUGACAACUGGUUCUACAUCAGAGCUGCCUCCACGGUUCGUCACCUGUACCUGCGCGGGGGUGUGGGCGUGGGGUCCAUGAUCAAGAUCUACGGUGGGCGAAAGAGGAACGGCGUGUGUCCCUCACACUUCAGCGUGGCCUCCAAGAACGUGGCGCGUAAGGUGCUCCAGGCCCUGGAGGCCCUGAAGAUGGUGGAAAAGGACCCCAAUGGUGGCCGCAGACUGACUCCACAGGGUACCAGGGACCUGGAUAGAAUUGCUGGCCAGGUUGCGGCUGCAAGCAAGAAGUCCUGAAAUGUGUAAUAAACUCUGAGAAAGUCA
Electrophorus electricus (electric eel) is the source of this 503-nucleotide messenger RNA. RefSeq names its product ribosomal protein S19 (gene rps19). Gene Ontology annotation, biological process: ribosomal small subunit assembly; translation. The record is from RefSeq and is a predicted model, not a curated record. Gene Ontology annotation, cellular component: cytosolic small ribosomal subunit; ribosome. NCBI's taxonomy places the organism in Eukaryota, Metazoa, Chordata, Actinopteri, Gymnotiformes, Gymnotidae. Gene Ontology annotation, molecular function: RNA binding; structural constituent of ribosome.